Messenger RNA from Zeugodacus cucurbitae (melon fly), 1475 nucleotides. Its product is annotated as vitellogenin-1. NCBI's taxonomy places the organism in Eukaryota, Metazoa, Arthropoda, Insecta, Diptera, Tephritidae. Bases 41 to 1330 code for a protein of 429 amino acids. The record is from RefSeq and is a predicted model, not a curated record. Gene Ontology annotation, molecular function: lipase activity. The transcript has 3 exons.
AAGUUGUGGACACAGUUCAAACUGACUUGCAAACGUGAUCAUGAAUUCACUGAAGAUUUUCUGUUUUAUAGCUUUAGUAUUAGCCGCCGCUAAUGCUUCACCCAAGCACGGCAAGGAUAGCUUGAAACCUACGGAUUGGUUGUCGGUCUCCGAAUUGGAAUCGACGCCUUCAGUCGAGGACAUCACUUUGCAACAGUUGGAAAACAUGUCAAUGGAAGAAGCAGAGCGAAAGAUUGGGAAGUUGUAUCACUUGUCGCAAAUCAACUACGCUCUUGAACCGUCUUUUGUUCCGAGCGCCAGUAAUGUACCCGUUAUCUUGAUGAAACCCAAUGCACAGCCCGAGCGCACCAAUCUCAAUGAACUGGUUGAAGCUUGCAAACAACAGCCCAAUUUUGGUAAUGAGGAAGUCACCAUUUUCAUCACUGGUUUGCCACAGUCGUGUCCUUCUGUUGCAAAGGCUAACAAGAAAUUAGUCCAAGCUUAUAUGCAACGUUAUAACGGCCAACGUCAACCAAUCAACAACAACAAGGACUUUGACUACGACAACAACAAGGACAGUCAAGGUGCCACUUCAAGUGAGGAAGAUUAUAAUGAAUCCUGGAAGAACCCUAAACCUACAAGCGGCAACCUCAUGAUUAUCAACUUGGGCUCCACACUCACCAACAUGAAACGAUUAGCUCUUAUCGAUGUUGAACAAACUGGCAAAAUGAUUGCAAAAGCUCUCGUCCAAUUGACCAACGAAGUUGAUGUACCACAAGAGAUCAUACACAUUGUUGGACAAGGUAUUGGUGCGCAGGUUGCUGGUGCGGCUGGUCGUCAAUACAAACGCUUGACCGGUCAUCAACUCCGUCGCAUCACAGCUUUGGACCCUGCCAAGAUGUUCGCUAAGAAAAAGGGUAUAUUAUCUGGCUUGGCUCGUGGUGAUGCCGACUUCGUUGAUGCCAUUCAUACAUCGACUUGUGCAAUGGGUACACUCCAACGCGUUGGUGAUGUCGACUUCUACGUCAAUGGUCCAGCAUCCGCUGCGCCUGGUGCCACCAAUGUAAUUGAAGCAUCCAUGCGUGCAACCCGUUACUUCGCCGAAUCUGUACGUCCAGGCAAUGAACGUAACUUCCCAGCUGUCGCCGCCACCUCAAUAGACCAAUAUGAAAAUAAAGAUGGUUGUGGCAAACGCGCUUACAUGGGUAUCGCUACCGAUUUUGAUUUAGAAGGUGAUUACAUGCUCAAAGUGAACCCAAAGAGUCCCUUCGGCAAGAGCGCUCCCGCUCAAAAGCAAAACACUUAUCAUGGUCAACAUCAGUCGUGGAAGAACGACAAAAACCAGGAUUAAUAUGCUAACAACUUUAGCGUUAGGGAUAUUAUAAACGUUUAGAAGAGUAGAAGAUAACUAACUUUUAAAUACUAAUUUUUGUACCCUUUGAGUUUUAUAAAAAAUAAACGUAGCAUUUAUGUAAAUGUUGCUUAUUUAAGCAAAA